This is a messenger RNA of Paramacrobiotus metropolitanus, 3140 nucleotides long. RefSeq names its product F-BAR and double SH3 domains protein 2-like. The transcript is spliced from 18 exons. Bases 529 to 2892 code for a protein of 787 amino acids. Lineage: Eukaryota; Metazoa; Tardigrada; Eutardigrada; Parachela; Macrobiotidae. Gene Ontology annotation, biological process: regulation of actin filament polymerization; neuromuscular synaptic transmission. Gene Ontology annotation, molecular function: protein binding. The record is from RefSeq and is a predicted model, not a curated record. Gene Ontology annotation, cellular component: recycling endosome; neuromuscular junction.
AAUGGAUUAACGCGCGUGGGAAGAGCGCCGUUGUAGAGGUGUAAACGAAUCUCAUAAGUGGUCCCAUGUUUUAAUGACGGAUAUGAUCGGGCAGUUUCUUAAUUGUCAAUUUCUGUUGAAAUAGUGAAUCCUUAGUGUGGACUAGUGCUUUCAUGUAUCAAUCAGAUUUAUAUGUGUAUCAUUAAACAAUCUAUACAGCUGAGCGUGUUUCUCCGGCCAAGUUGGGUUAAAAUUAUUUCUUCGGUACAAAUCGAUCGCGAUCAGUCAUAUGUGAUUGUUGUGGAAUCCACACUGCGCGUGCAGCUUGUGUUCCGUGCAUACGAAGUCCGUUGGCUUAAAUUUUGGUGAACGGAUUUAUACACCUUCGUGUUAAUUGUGGGAAACAUUAUCUCCGAUUGCCAAUGAAUGGUUUCUGCAGCCAUUCAGAUAGUGUUUGUAAUUCCCGAAAUUUUAUUUACCAUAAGCCGAUGCUGACCUUUUUUAAUCACUAAUACUGGAACAUCCUCUUUCGCGUUGAUACUACAGAAAAUGAAAGACACUACAAAGCCCGCCCCGAAAAUGGCGGUCAGAAAGAUUCCUUCCCCGCCAAUUCUAAAACACGCCAUACAGCUCGAGAAAUUGCAGCAAAAAGCUGCUCUGGAAGCAUCCGUUGUCGAGAACAUACGGUCGUUCCUGAAACAUAAAGCAACUAUUGAGAGAGAUUGCGCUGUGGCCCUCCAAAAACUUAUCACACAGCAUACUUCCCGAAAAGAUUUUCUGACAUACUGUGAUACACUGCAUGGGAAAGGUGCACUUAAGCAAAAUUCGGCAACGGCACUCAGUGAUCCCGAAGAAGUGCAAAAUGACCCCCCAACUGCCAGCGAGUUAACUUUGGCGGAGUUCUGGACAGAUUGCAUGAGCGGUCUCCAGAAGUUGCAAACAUCGAAAAUCAGCCAGUAUGACGAAAUAAUUAAACUGACAUCAGAUGAACUGAAAACACCAAAAACUACUAGGACUCGUCAAGUAAAACAAGCUAUGGACACUGCGCUGGAGGUACAUUUGGAAUGUAACAGAGUCGUGGACAUGAUAACGCACUCAAGGAAAUCGUACACGGAAGCCGAGUCCGUUAUACAAGAAGCCAAAGAAAAAGUAAAAAAGUUAGAACAGAAGGCAAAAAAGAAAGGAAAAACAGUUACGCCGCCGGCUAAGGUCACAGAGAUUUUAGAAAACCAGACUCCCAGAGCCACCGCAGCCCGAAAUGAAUACAUCCUGUCAAUUAUCGGAGCAAAUUCCUUACUGUCGCGCUACUACUCCCAUGAUCUACCCUACAUCAUGGAUAUGAUGAACGGCAACGUGUAUGAUGGGAUGCGUCACCUUUUAGCGUUAGUCCUUCAUUGUGAACUACACAUAAUACCGGAAGCGCACGAAGUGUACACUAAGCUCAACGCUGAGAACCAGAGCUUAAGCAAUCGAAAGGACAUCGAAUCCCUAAUCAGUGCCCACAGUAUGUUUAAAGAACCGGUCCAGUAUACAUUCGAAGCGUGCUCUGGUGAUACGGUGUCCAGCAUCCUUUUGGACGGGGAUGCCGCAACCGCGAUGGAAAAGUGCGCUCGAAAAUGGGCAAUUCGCUUGCUGGAAAGUCAAUUAGCCCAGAAAAAACUCGUGGAGCAAAUAGACGUCCUGGAGAAACAAAACGUUGACAUCACGACGGAAGAGGGAAAAAAUGCCUUUGAAACAAAACAGUAUUCCCUAAAAGAAAACUUACGGAACGAAACAAACUUACAGCACACUGCUCAGGCAAUACUGGAUACGCUAAAACAGGCCGGAGUUGAUGUGGACACAUGGAUGGCUAGCGCAAAGAUCGCCGUAGAGGAGAAAAUUACCGCAGCAUCCUCUGGACCGGAAAUUAUUACAACACUACCGCUUCCGCCUAGACAUCACAGCAACUCCACAAUUCAUAGUGAUAACAACGCUGAGAAUGCAACUAAUCAAAUCAGUAUUUCGGACACAAGUACCACGCAAGCCUUGGAUACUUCAACUUCCGGCGGUCCGAGCGUGCGCUGUACAGCCAUGUAUGACUACAGUGCUGACCGGCAAGAUGAACUCUCGAUUACCGCUAACGAAGAACUUACUGUCCUUGACGGUACCACUGACGCCGAAUGGCUUCUGGUGGAAAAUUCCUCUGGCCAGCAAGGAUAUGUACCGAAGACAUACGUUAAUUAUAAGAAAGACGACGACGGCGUAGAUGCACUUGUCGCAAACAACAGCCAAAUAAGACCGGAUUUUUCGGCGUAUAGUAUGCCUUCCUGGGAUGACGAAGCGGGCUCCAACGGUGCUCUAUGGGAUCAUGUUGAUAAUGGCAUUCGUAUAACACACAGCAGCUACGAAUCGCCCACGAACGAAAAUGAGUACACGGAAGACGGCACAACACCGUCCGACAGUCAUUCCGUACACAGUGUACAGCGCGGCGAAUCGGGGUUAACCAACCGGACGUCCUCGGUGAGCAGUCAGCAGCGUGUGGGAUCUGCUGAACACCAUGAACUGCCACAACUUAGCGUUACGGAAACCUCGUUUGGUGAUACGUAUACCGAGCCCACUGCUGCGUACUGCCGAGCCGUAUACGAUUACAGCGCGGAUGAUCCGGAAGAUUUAUCCUUUCAAGAAGGCGACGUGAUAAAGAUUAUUAGCCGGUCGCAUGGUGAUGUUGAUGACGGAUACUGGACAGGAGAGUUGAAUGGAAGAGUUGGACUAUUCCUGUCAGCGUUGACAGAAGAAUUGAUUGAUACGGAUAACAGUAGUGAUAGAGGAAUAUCGCUCUCCUCCACUUCAUCGCCAUUACCUGGUUACACGCAACAGCAGGGGCUUGCCGAACAUUCCUUUUCCAUGAUUUCCGUUCCAGACCGACCUUGGUGAUUUGUAUCUCAGUGUCGAGUGCUAGUCGCAUUUAUUUUAUAUUUCUAUUGACUGAUUUUUUAACAUACGGCAGUAGUGGAGACAUCAGCUUCCUUUAUUUGUGCACACUGCAGUUACAACGUUUCCUUAGAAAUUGCGUGUACAUGUAUGGCUACUUUAUACGUAAGAAAUAUGCUUGUUGUGAUAGACGUAGGAAUUGUAAAGGAUUUUCUUUGAGGACCUGGUUGAACAUUAAACUUCCGACAUAA